GCUGUUUUACUGGUGAACCCUACAUUUUGGGGGGAAUUAUAGCAAUAAAUUGACAUCCUGAAUAACAUAAAGUAAAACUGUAUUUUAAGCUCACGUCGUGGUAUAAAUGAGUAUAUUAAAAAUGUACAAUUUGUAACAUGCACACUUCAUUUGGACACUGAACAAUUGUUUUUCUGAACUGCUGAGAUUGAUGGAGUACAUUCAGAAUAUCUGCUUUUAAAAAUUGUUUCAAUAAACUUGUCUGUCAAGGAGCUGUUGCAGUGCAACUUGUUAAGUUUUAUUCCUUUAAGUUGUAAAGGAAAAAAUACGCAUGCUAACUAUUUUUGUCAUCUCAAACUUUUGCUUUUUUUCUAAUAUAGCAUAUACAAAGCUGCAUUUAAGUUUUGAAGGUGUAUAAGUGCAGUUUCACUAGGUGUGCACUACUAACGGGGCUCCAAACCUUGAGACUGCUUUAAAUGCUGUCGUUAAAAAUGGAGGCAUUUUGCUCCAGUUCGGAUAAUGAUAGAAUAAGGAAGAGGUGAAGAAAAUAUCUUCCUUCUAAUCUUGUUAUAAAUUACAGCUACAGAAAAUCUUCUUUCUUUUUUUUUUCAAGGUAGGUUGUAGUCAUUUUCUUAAUUGAUUGCUUAGAAGACCAGCAGUCAUACUGCACUUAGCCCAUCUUCUCAUACAUUGCUGCUGUGUGACUGUGAUGUUUAAGCUGAUGCACAUUGCAGGAAUUUCUCCUUUUCACCCUUAUAUGUCAUAUUUGGAGAGCAGUGCACAGAAAUUUGCAAGGAAUUCUUAUAAGUGAUGAGUAAUGUAUUUGGGGCAACCUUUCCAUGUAUGAAUGGCUAGAAUUGCAUUGGUACUUAAAGACUUUAUGUAAAUACUGAUAUGCAAUUUCAUUUAUAAACAAAAUAACCACUUCCAUCUCUGCCCUUCUUCAGCCAUUUCUCUCAUGCAUUCACCCAAAUUAAAUGCUCGUAACAAAGCAGUUGCAUUUCAUGAAAUGGUCUUCAAAAAUGUUAUACAUCUGCUUGGUUGAGUGGACUGCUUUAAAAUUAAGCAGUUCAGCAUACCUGCUUUGAAAUUACUUCUUCCAUGGUUGGCUGUGUUAUCUUAGCAUUCGCCAUCAAAAUCAGUACACAUAAUAUGUUCAGACAUGGAAGAUGAUAAAAUCCCAUGUGACAUGACAAUCUUAGUUCUACUCAAAACUCUACAGGGUUUUUUGAGAUCUAGUAACCUCUUCAGUAGUUAGCAUUGUCUAGAAACUGAAAAGAUGUAUAACAUUGCAUGUAAAAUUUGGGGGCAUUCUGAACAUUCUGAAUUGUGAUGCACAAGAUAAUGUUACAGGAUGGUUACAGUUAUUUUAUUGCAUUACUACUUUAUGAUACAAUUAUUUUUGUAGGAUUGUAGGUAUUACAUAAUUACCUUUUCCCUAAAAGUAAUCACUAGCAAAGAUAAAAAACCUUGUCCUUUGCUAUUAUGGCCAACAAAUUGAAAAGCCAGUAUUUAAAACGGAAAAGUUUGAAGAAAAUUUGUACAUGUAUAUGGAGCCGUGUGGGUUCCUCUUUCUCUUCUUUUCAGUUGCCUCUCACUUUCUGCAAAAGUUUGCUAUCUGUUGUUCUGCUUUUAGUUCUAAGUUAUUCUACGAAAAACAUAUAUUAAAAGGAACACUAAAUAUGCAUACACAUAUAUAGAUAUAGGGAAGAGAGGAUGUGCACCUGCAGUUUUUAUGUGGUAUAGUGCUUUGGUUUAGUGGCUUCAUGAGCUAUGUUUCAGCUGGCUGCACUCUCCUUUUAUGAGUAACAGAGCUAAAAAGCAAUCCCCCAAAUUUGUUAGUUGCCUCAGUGAAAAUUAAACGUUCCUGCAAAAGUCUGGUGUGUUCAGAAAAGGGAAUUGUGAGGAGGCUUCGGAAAUGAUUGCUGCAAGAAGGACAGUUGAGGUUUUCUGGGAAACUCAAUAGAAUGGAUCAGAGAUAAGUGUUUUUCCCUUGCAUGUCAUACUCCAAACUAAAUUUUUGAUAGCCUUGCCAUGCAAUUAUUGGUUGGAUUUAUCUGCGGAAUGAAAUAUUAUUUCUUGUUCAAGAGCACUUAAUUUUUGUAUGUAGUUAAAAAUCUUGCUAUACAUAUUCAGAAAUGGAUGAAUGGAAAUAAAACAGAGAUAAACACAUUUAAUAAUCCAAGAGCCUACCAUUUAAAUCCUGCCCCAAAGGAUGACUUAAGUUGUUUUUUUUUUCAUGUGUGGACUGUCCCAUUGACUUCACUUUUGUGCUUUAUGUGCAUAUUUAAAUGUUUUCAUAGCAUAGAUGUAUCUCCAAGACUCAGUGUGAUAUUGUUCAUACAUAUGUAAACCCAUAUUUUCAUAGCCUAAAUUUCAACAAAGCUCUUGAGUAUUGUCUUAUUUUCUGUGUUAAGAUUUAAGUGAUACUUUGCCAGGUACCUCUGGCACUUGCUCAUGUUCAUGCAGUCGCUGACUGCCCAGCCCUCCCAUUUGUCAAGGUCUCUCUGUAAGGCCUCUCUACCCCUAAGAGAGUGAACAUCUCCUCCCUGUUCAGCCUUGUCCAAAAACUUAACCAGUAUACCUUCAAUUUCUACACGCACCCAAGUUGUUUAUUAAAAUACUGAAGCAGCCAUAAAAUGGAAGCCUGUGAAAUCCCACCAGUGACUGGCCAUUAUUCUGACAGAACCCCACUCAUUAUAACCCUUUGAGCCUGGCCCAUCAGCUAGGUGUUCACCCAUCACAUGAUAUUUUUGCCUAGCCGUACGCUGGACAUUUUGUCCAGGAGUGUACUGGGCUUUGCAGAAGGCUAAAAUAUUACAUCUUCUGGCUUCCCAUGGUCAGCUAGCUGGGUAACCUUGUCCCAUGAGGAAAUUAAAUCAGUUAAACGGGACUUUAUGAAUUCCACUUCUCUUAAUAUAUGACGAAGCUCCCGAACCUGUUCUGUGGUCUCCUCUGCAGCUUGUAAUAGAACUCAGCACAGCUCAGCAGAGCUCCUGUGAGGCAGCACUCCUCCUCCACUUACAUGCUGGAUGGAAAUUUCCAAAGUGAUGUUUAAGGUCUGGAGGCGAAACUUUUGAAGCCUGUCAGGAAGCAGCAGGCUCGGCUCGAGCCGUGUCUCAGUGUACACCGACACGUGCCAUGCCCCCACCGCACUUUUCGUGCACAUCUUCCCGAGAGCGCCGCCGUUCAGGAGCCCGUCCCUACGGCAUUCCCGCCUGCUGUAAUGAAUAAGGAGCCGGCAGUGGAACCGAUCGUCUUUCAAAGAAAAGAAUGCUAAGGGAAAGCGAAGGGAGAACUUCAUGGCGUGAGGGGAGGGAGGUACUAUUUGCCUUAAGGGCUCGGGUCCCGCCCGACGGCCCCGCACGCGCCCUGACAGGCAAGCCCCCCUCAUCGCCCCUACGGCGGUGGCAGCGUAACGGCCGCCCCCGCGUCGUCGCCGCCGCCUCACGCCUUUCCCUGACUUCCGGUGGCGGGAGGCGCAAUGCGGAAGGGACGGCGGGGCCGGAGCGGAAGUGAGGUUGCCGCCGGCUCCCGCGGCAGGGAGCGGAGCGGGCGGCAGCUGGUGCGGCCGAUCCCUUUCUUAGGAAAGAAUGGAAGUCAGACCUGUUCAGCAGAAGGUAUCUGGAAGCACAGGAAGCUCUCACUAACAUCAUCUUGUGUUGGACAGGACUGCCACCGAUAAAGGCAAAAUGGCUUUCAGUAAAGGAUAUCGUGUCUAUCACAAGCUGGAUCCACUCCCGUUCAGCGUGAUAGUGGAAGCCAGAAACAGAGAGGAAUGUCUCAUGUUCGAAUCUGGAGCUGUGGCUGUCCUCUCAUCUGCAGAAAAAGAUACAAUCAAGAAUACCUACUCCAAAGUAAUGGAUGCAUAUGGGCUUCUGGGAGUAUUAAGAUUAAACCUGGGAGACACGUUGCUACAUUAUUUGGUUGUAGUAACAGGAUGCAUGUCUGUGGGAAAGAUUCAAGACUCUGAAGUCUUUCGAGUUACCUCCACUGAAUUCGUAUCGUUACGAAUCGAAUCAACGGAUGAAGAUCGCAUUUCAGAAGUGCGCAAAGUUUUGAAUUCAGGCAACUUUUAUUUUGCAUGGUCUGCCACUGGUGUCAGCUUAGACCUUAGUCUCAAUGCUCACCGCAGCAUGCAAGAGCACACCACUGACAACAGGUUUUUCUGGAAUCAGUCACUGCAUUUACAUUUGAAGCACUAUGGAGUGAAUUGUGAUGACUGGUUGUUACGUCUCAUGUGUGGAGGAGUGGAGAUAAGGACGAUUUAUGCAGCUCACAAGCAGGCAAAGGCUUGUCUCAUUUCACGACUAAGCUGUGAGCGAGCUGGGACCAGGUUUAACGUCCGGGGAACUAACGAUGAUGGUCACGUUGCUAACUUUGUUGAAACAGAGCAGGUGAUAUAUUUAGAUGAUUCUGUGUCAUCUUUCAUCCAGAUUCGAGGGUCUGUUCCAUUGUUUUGGGAGCAGCCAGGCCUGCAGGUGGGAUCCCAUCGUGUCAGAAUGUCAAGGGGUUUUGAGGCCAAUGCACCAGCUUUUGACAGGCAUUUCCGAACUCUUAAAAAUUUAUAUGGCAAGCAAAUUAUUGUGAAUUUACUUGGGGCAAAAGAAGGGGAGCACAUGCUCAGCAAAGCUUUUCAGAGCCACUUAAAAGCAUCAGAACAUUCAGCUGAUAUAAAAAUGGUGAACUUUGACUAUCAUCAAAUGGUUAAAGGUGGAAAAGCAGAAAAACUACACAGUGUGCUUAAGCCUCAAGUCCAGAAAUUCUUAGAAUGUGGAUUUUUUUAUUUUGAUGGAAAGGAAGUUAAAAGAUCUCAAAGUGGUACUGUCAGAACAAACUGCUUGGACUGUCUGGAUAGAACAAACAGCGUGCAGGCUUUCUUUGGCUUAGAGAUGCUAACAAAACAACUGGAGGUGUUAGGAUUAGCUGAGAAGCCUCAGCUGGUUACUCGCUUUCAGGAAGUUUUCCGAUCCAUGUGGUCUGUGAAUGGAGAUUCUGUCAGUAAAAUUUAUGCUGGGACUGGAGCCCUUGAAGGAAAAGCUAAGGCUGGAAAGCUGAAGGAUGGUGCUCGUUCUGUGACCAGAACGAUUCAAAAUAACUUUUUUGAUAGCUCCAAGCAGGAGGCCAUUGAUGUUUUGUUAUUGGGAAAUACCCUAAAUAGUGAUUUAGCAGAUAAAGCACGGGCUCUCUUAACCACCAGCAGUUUACGCGCAUCUGUGAAAGUGCUGAAGAGUAUGUGUGAGAACUUUUAUAAGUAUGCAAAACCGAAGAAAGUUCGAGUCUGCGUUGGGACGUGGAAUGUCAAUGGGGGGAAGCAGUUCCGAAGUAUUGCCUUUAAAAAUCAGACCCUCACUGACUGGCUUCUAGAUGCACCAAGCAUAGCUGGUAUUCAUGAAUUCCAAGAUCGAAGAAGCAAACCUGUAGACAUAUUUGCCAUUGGAUUUGAAGAAAUGGUGGAGUUAAAUGCAGGAAACAUUGUGAAUGCAAGCACAACCAAUCAGAAGCUCUGGGCUGCAGAACUUCAGAAGACCAUAUCAAGAGAUUACAAGUAUGUGCUGCUGGCUUCCGAGCAGUUAGUGGGCGUCUGCCUCUUUGUGUUCAUCAGGCCCCAGCAUGCUCCCUUUAUCAGAGACGUUGCUGUUGAUACUGUAAAGACUGGCAUGGGAGGAGCCACUGGUAAUAAAGGUGCAGUAGCAAUUCGGAUGCUGUUUCAUACAUCCAGUCUUUGCUUUGUCUGCAGCCAUUUUGCUGCAGGGCAAUCACAAGUUAAAGAAAGAAAUGAAGACUUCAUAGAAAUAGCUCGCAAGCUCAGUUUUCCAAUGGGAAGGAUGCUUUUUUCCCAUGACUACAUCUUCUGGUGUGGUGACUUUAAUUAUCGAAUAGAUAUUCCUAAUGAGGAGGUUAAGGAACUAAUCCGACAACAAAACUGGGAUUCCCUUAUAGCAGGAGACCAGCUUAUCAAUCAGAAAAAUUCUGGACAGAUUUUUAGGGGAUUUUUGGAGGGGAAAAUAAAUUUUGCUCCUACGUACAAAUACGAUCUGUUUUCUGAUGACUACGACACCAGUGAAAAGUGUCGCACGCCAGCGUGGACAGAUCGUAUUCUUUGGAGAAGAAGAAAAUGGCCCUUUGACCGAUCAGCUGAAGACCUGGAUCUUCUGAAUGCUAGCUUUCAUGAUAACAGUAAAGUCCCUUAUACGUGGAAUCCUGGUACUUUGUUGCACUACGGAAGAGCAGAGUUGAAGACAUCUGAUCAUAGGCCUGUGGUGGCGUUGAUUGACAUUGACAUAUUUGAAAUUGAAGCAGAAGAGAGACAGAAGGUUUAUAAAGAGGUGAUUGCAACACAGGGCCCACCUGAUGGCACAGUAAUGGUCUCCAUCAAAAGUUCUUCAGCAGAAGAAAGCUACUUUGAUGAUAACUUGAUUGAUGAUCUUCUUCAAAAAUUUGCAAGCUAUGGAGAAGUUAUACUUAUAAGGUUCGUGGCAGACAAGAUGUGGGUAACAUUUUUGGAAGGAAGCUCUGCUUUGAAUGUUAUGAAUUUGAAUGGUACUGAGAUACUAGGAAGGAUUAUAAACAUAAGUUUAAAAAAUCCGGACUGGAUCAGAAGUUUGGAGGAUGAAAUGAAUCUAGAGAAGAUUAAUGUUGGGCUGCCUUCAUCAACAAGUUCCACCUUGCUUUGUGAAGACGCUGAGGUUACUGCAGACUAUGAUAUGGAAGGUGACAUUGAUGACUAUAGUGCUGAAGUAGAAGAAAUCCUUCCUCAGCACCUGCAGCCGACCUUAAGCUCUGGCCUUGGAACCUCCCCAAGCUCCUCACCACAUUCCAGUCCCUGUCAGUCUCCUACACUGUCAGAUGGACCCACAAUCCCAGUGAGACCAAGCCGAGCCCCAGCAAAAACUCCUGGACCACCAGUUUCCGCACACAAUGAAACUCAACUUGGUACCCAGCAGAAAGACACUUCUCAGACCUUGGAGCCCAGGCGCCCUCCACCACCUCGCCCUGUUGCUCCUCCUGCACGUCCUGCUCCACCACAGAGGCCACCUCCACCAUCAGGUCUUGGAGCUCCUCCCAGUCCUGGGGUAGCUAAGAGAGAAGUAGAAGUUCGUAGUCAGCCUCCACCUUCAACUGGAUUUUCAAGUGCAGGAACUGGUGGAUAUGCUGCUGCUCGACCGACUAUUCCACCUCGAGCUGGAGUUAUUAGUGCACCACAAAGCCAUGUCCGCCCAUCUGGUGGAAGACCAACACCUGAACCUCAAACCAAACCAGCUGAACCACCAAGGAGUUCCCCAUUGCUUCCUGAACCACUAAAGCCUCAGGCUGCUCCUGCCCAACCCGUGACUCAGCCACCACCUGCGCUAAAGAUGCAAGAGCCUUUGAUACCCAUGGCAUCACAUCCACCUCAGACAAGUGCCCCACCAAGUCUGGAACCACCCCCACAACCACCUCCUCGUAGCCGAUCAUCCCACACUUUGCCUUCUGAACCUGCUCCUUCACAGCAGCAAAUUAAAGCAAAUGGAACCUAUGGCACUAAACUUGAAACACAAUUAAAUAGCGACCCUUUUGAAGAUUUGUCAUUUCAGCUGCUUGUGUCAAAGAUGCAGACAUCUGCUCGAACAUCAGCUGUUCCAACCUUAAACCAAAAGGAAUCGUUGCAGUUGCCUUCCGCAACACAAAGAAAUGAUAUUUUGAAUACUGUAAGUUGCAUGCCAGCAAUGCCUCCUGCUCCAACCCUUAACAUAUCCCAGGAACACACGCGCAGCUCUCCAAAUCCAUUUGUCACUGGACUGAACCGCACAAAUCCAUUCACUGAAAGAACGCUUACUGCUGGAAACCCAUUUAGAACAGAAUCUCAAGAAUCUAAAAUAACUUCACAUUUACAGGAAGGACAUGCUGCUUUCAAUUCUUUCCCUUCUCUAAAUCCCCCCAGUUCUAAUACGAGCAAGCCUGUAUUUUAUGUUGAUGCACCUGAAAACAGUUUUUGCUUGCGAAGUAGAUCUCUCAUGGUAAAAAAUGUACAGCCAAAAGGAUGGGUAACGUUUGACGAGGAGGAUGAGAAUUUCCACGUAAAGCUAAAGCCAUCUAAAAGUGUUCCAGAUUUUAAGCAAAUCGGUUCCAGGAAGUCAGCUGGAUCUCCAGAUUUGCUGGGCACUGAAAAAAAUACUUUUCUUGGUUCAGACUUUACCUUUGGUAAUGACUGGAAUAAAAGUUCUACUGAUUGUUUCUAUACGAUGCCAGCAAGAAGACCGCCUGCACCUCCUGUCCCAUCGAGAGUAACCAGCAACAGAUCCCCUGCAGAUCCUUUCACUUCUUUGGCACCUAAGGUGUCACCAACGCAAGAUUUUACAGAAAGAUAGAUCUUCAAAAAAUAUAAGAGGUUAUAUUUGUUGCUACAUUUAUCCAGUAGAAUAAUUGGGCAUUUGAGAUUAUUCUGUGUGCAAUAAUUACUUGUCAAAUGCACUGAAACUUUACUCGUAAACAGCCACUAUUAUUUGUGUAUAGAUUUUGAAUAUGUAUAUAUGGUAGAGCACAAGAAAUGAUCUGAAGUUUAUUAAAAUCCCAGUGUAAUAGUAUUUGAAUAGAUGGAAAAGAAAGAAGAAUGAGCUACUAAUCUCAGUAAAAUAUACCAAUCUUGGAAAUAGUUUUUGCCUAGGGAGCUCUCUCUGCUCUGUUCCCCUUUGUGGAAUUUCAAAAAAGGGAGCUCCCUGCUGGUAGCCUUCCCACUCCCUUUUUACUGUUUUGUUAAUUGCUAUUUAUAAGUAUUUACCAAAGAGCUGCCAAAGUUUAUUGAGAUUUGAAUGUUGACAAGUAUUGUUUAGAAGUUGUUUAAUUUAUAACAGAAGCUACAGAGAUUUGUAAGGCUUAUAUUUGAAUUUGAGGCACAACAAGAAUAGUUUAAUUUCAAAAUACAAACAAUACUUUGUAUAUUAAUAUAUUCAAUAUUUGACUUUAAUUUUCUGUGUCAGUACAUUUCAGCUGUUAAAUAUUAUUGUGACAUAUAUUCACCAUUUUUAAUUCAGAAUUACUGUUCCAUAUCAUCCAUUUAUUCACUGCUAUUUUUUAAAAUAUUUUUUUUCCACAAAUUGGAAUCAACUAAUAUAAGUUUUCCCUCAAUCUCUGGAAAAAAAUCCCCUUGAAUUUUGAUAAAUUAAGCAGUCUUUUACCAGUUGCAGACAACAUACUGCCAUUAGCUCGUCCCACUCUUCUUUCAUGUGUUGGAAGGGCUUUCUUGUCCUACAGAAGGACCUGGGUGAAGGAACUGGCAGUCAUAUUACAGCAGCAGAAGAGAAAGUCACCUUACAUAUUCGGGCUGUCCUCCCAGCAUCCUUCCUGUCUACUGUUAUCCUUACUGCUGUAUUUUCAAAACUUUGCCUUCAAAGAAGAGAACGUUCUCAGAGCUGAAUGAUAUCAUUCUGUCACUUCUGCAGUUAAACUAAACAAGUGACCCUUCGUCCCCCAGAGACGGUGACCGUCCCACGUUUGGUGCUGCUUUGAGGCUAGCAAAGCCUAAGUCACGGUUCUGCAUAUGAUGCUAUAAAAAGGCAACUCUGUGCUCUUAUGUUUUCUAAAGCUUACAUAACAUUACAUUAAAUCUAAUAUUUUGUUAUCUUGAGGCAAUUUAAAAUAACUGAUAUCCUUAACUCUACUUAGACAUGCUGAAAACCUGCCCUUCUGCCUACAACUCACGCUAUCUUGGCACGUAACUUUUAUAUGCAGUUGUGUACUUCCAUCAAAAGCUGAACAUGGCACAAUGUUGUCAUCUCUGGGGGGACUGCAGACACCUGCCUACUACGCUCAUUGGCUUUACUUGCAAACAAGCCAACUGGUUCUGUAAAACCAGUGACCAAAACUUAACGUAUUAGCAUUAUAUUUAUAGCAGCAAAAUACACAAUGACAGUACUUUUAAAAAAUUCUCAAAUGCUAUUAAAAGAUUAUUUAUAAAAUAGUCCACUUUUUCUUUAACACUGUCUGGUUAGCCAUGAGCUGCAGUUGGAUAGAGGAGUGACUAUAGUGAAUUUUAUAUUGUGCUUUUUUUUCUGUUCAGCUCAUUAAACAGUACUUGUACAUUUUAAACAGCUGUGGUACUUUAAUCUUUGUGCUUCGGUAUGUGGAUUACCUUGUUUUACACUGUUGCUAUAAACAUCUGUGUGAUCAGUGUUUUGGUAUAUUAGCAAAACAUUUUGGGGGGGAGACUUUUUCCUAGUGGGAGUUACGUGAUAAAUAUGUUCUUUGUUGAAUAUUUAAUUACAGUGAUUGAAAACUACUGUCUAAAAUGCACCUGGUAUACAGCACCUCUGCACUAUACAGGAUUACGGAGAUGGACAGCAAAGUACUGCAGAGAUCACAAGAACUGCUCCAAAACUGUAGUGUGUGUAUAUAUAUAUAUUGCUAACCACUGUAACGUGUAUUAACGAAAA
Messenger RNA from Phasianus colchicus (ring-necked pheasant), 10391 nucleotides. It is a transcript of the gene SYNJ1, whose product is annotated as synaptojanin 1. Gene Ontology annotation, biological process: phosphatidylinositol dephosphorylation; synaptic vesicle endocytosis. Gene Ontology annotation, molecular function: SH3 domain binding; phosphatidylinositol-4,5-bisphosphate 5-phosphatase activity; RNA binding. The record is from RefSeq and is a predicted model, not a curated record. Lineage: Eukaryota; Metazoa; Chordata; Aves; Galliformes; Phasianidae. Gene Ontology annotation, cellular component: presynapse; perinuclear region of cytoplasm.